Molecule: messenger RNA, 21797 nt
Organism: Bombus pascuorum
Lineage: Eukaryota; Metazoa; Arthropoda; Insecta; Hymenoptera; Apidae
Gene: rdgA
Product: eye-specific diacylglycerol kinase
Exons: 11
Coding region: 2783-6856 (1357 amino acids)
Biological process (GO): lipid phosphorylation; intracellular signal transduction; diacylglycerol metabolic process
Molecular function (GO): protein binding; ATP-dependent diacylglycerol kinase activity
Source: RefSeq, a predicted model, not a curated record
UUUGGAAAAGACAGGACUAUCGAGAUACAUGGAGCCAGUUUUGGGUUUCGAGCUUGUUUCUGCCAGGAGAUACUUGAAUAAAGGUAGAUCACGAGGUCUAUCGUUUGACAAGUCGCAACAAGGUGAUCUUCUCGAUCGUUGAAUCAAGAUCUCGCAAGGUUUUAUCUGCUCGAUCGUUCGGAUCUUUAUAGUGUGUAUUGUACUUUCUCAGCUGGAAAGUAAAGAUAAUAGAAACAUUGUUUUCCGAGACGAUACUCGUUUGAUAUUGAGAAGCGAGCGACGCGAGCAUUAAAUAUAAGAGAAUCGUAAGGGUGGCUGGAGGUUGGCGAACCGGUAAAUCGAGGAACCUGACGAAACCGAGAUAAUUUAGGGCAAUAUCUUAGCGUCCUUCGGAUCGACAUAGUCCGGAGUAAUUCAUAUACGCGGCCCAAUACCGUUAUAUGGGAUUUCAAUCCACGAUAUCACCACAACGUCGGCGAUAAAUUAAGUUACAGGGCUGGAAAGCCAGCCUACCGAUCGAUGCUGCUAGUCACUCGAGAGGAGAGAGUCUCGACAAGCGUGGGAGAGGGUCAACCGGAGAGAAAGUGAGGCAAAAGCUCGAUCGGCGAAGCUGUUUGACGACCUCACGUGUAUCAGGGUUCGCCGAGGUCGUCGACGGUUCUUGCCGGACGGUGACGCGUGACCUUCAACUAUGGUUCACGCGUCGAUGACCAAUGUGCUGCUCGUCGCCGGUCCAUCAACCCGAGAAUCACUCGUCCACUUCCUCUGUCAAACCUCUCUAGAGAAGAUCGAAGAUUCGACGUUUAACCGAAGUAAUCGAGGAUAAACGUAAUAACCGAGUGUAACGUUGGCGUAACGGAACAAUUAAAAAGUAAUUCCAGCGUGGACGUUGAUGUUUCAAGCGUUUAAUCGAAAUAAAUGUCGUGAUGUUGAGACGCUAAUUCGUAUUUAAUACGCGAUGAAGUUUCAAUGAUGUUUUGGCAAAUGGAGCGUUUGUGGAUGAUCGAUGGUAACGAGACGUCCAACGUUCAUUUACCAAGGGUCAAACAUCGCUAAAGAUUGAUUAUCGGUGUAAUAUCGCUCUUCGAUUCGGGGCUGUGUCUCUACGAUUAACCGUUCGAUGAUUCAAGGCGUUACACGGAAGAGAAAAAUAUACACAAAGACAGGUAUAUUGGAUUAGCGGAGAAUAAACGUCCAUCGUUGAAAGAUUUACAAGGUGUGUCGAGAAUAGUAGUCGUCACGAUGUUAAACGUUCAACGACGAUACUGUUAUUGAUACUUUGUUGGCGUCGAGAGGUAUAAGUUAAGACGGUAGGAUCUACGAGUGACUGGGAUGAAUGGAGUUGUGGAGGUAACUUGAUUCUGACCACGUUGUCGUGGAUAUUACUUCAAAAGUAUUUUUAAUACGGUAAACGUAUACAGACAUUUGACCUGUCCCUCUAACGUUUGAAGAAAAUUAAGAACCUUAAGAAAUUGUUGAAAACUAUGCAAAUUUGGUUAAUUACGUUCACAAAGUAAGGUGACGUUGUUGUUUGCACGUGUUUAAGCGACUUGAAUGGGGAUGAGAUAGCAGCAAGAUGAACGACUAAGAGGAACAACCUUGAAUAAAGUUAAUUUUGCUGCACAUCGGAGAUGGUGCGUUUAAUUUGAGACGGUAUGAUCGCUGGAAGCGGUGAUGAGGAAAUCCCGUCGGACGAGGAAAGGAGUUUAAAUUGCAAAUGCUGCGCCGCCGGAUCGACGAUUGUCGUUUCCACGUGGCAUCGGACGCGUUCUCCACCGAAAUGUAAUUUUAGCGAAUAGAUCCAUCGUCGAAGGGGGUCGUGUGAAAGACCUCGCGUCUAUAUCCAGUUCUUCAAGACCAUGGACGUUAAUUAAUCGAGCAUUUAUUCGCCGAAUCAAGGUUACAGUGACUUUAAAUUGUCAGUUGUUAUAAACAAUUCGUAUCGAACACGACAUAAAUCAUACGUAAUCGACAUCUUCUCUUUCCUCGAAUAAGAUGGGAAGAUUCACUGCGAACAGUGAAGUGAAAAAUAAUUUACCAGAGACGAUCAAACGUUUUGAAGAAUCAUUUUCAGAAGAUAGCGUUGCUACGAUCAGCUCAGUGAUUGUUAUGAAAAAUUGUUUUGGAAACUGAAUCAGUGUACGAUGAAAAAAUGACGAUAACGAAAAACUGGGUAGACAAUCGUUUCUCUUAAAACAAUUGUGUAUAUACGUAGUGAUCGUGAUACUCGAGAUAUUUGGUAAGCACAAGACAAUCAACCAUGUCGAUCUUACAUCUUUCAAUCUUGCAUGGAUGAAGGAUGAAAUAGUUUGAAACUUUCUUCAUCUUGAAAUGACACAGUAAAGCAUUGAAACUAGUGUAUACGAGACAUUCAACGCGAAGAAGACAGCCUUUCGGUCAGCUUCAGAGAAGUACACACAAGAUUCGUAAAACUGUAAAGAAGGAUCUCAGAGGCAUAAGAGCUAAACACGGACGUCGACGUAACUUAUGAUGGGCUGCAGACCGGCAGCAAAGUCGAAGGUGGCGGAAGGGUGCGGUCGCGGGCAGCUCCAGGCAGCUUCCUCGUCGCCGAGGUGUAACGAGGUGAUCAUCGAGCUUCCCAGCGAGACGACGAUCGUUCAGAAGCGAGAGGAUCGGGGUUCGAGCGCGGCCGCCGGGACGGAGGAGGAAGAAGAGGAGGAAGAACUGGCCAAAGGACGAGGUUCCUCGUGUUGGUCGUCGAGAUUCGAGCUGUCGUUCUCCGUGAACGAGUCGAGUUUCAGCAGAUAGCUGCCAAGUGAGAAUGCAGAGGCUGCGUUCGACCUUCAAGAGGUCGCGCACCCCGACGGGAGCGGAAAUGAAGUCGCAGUCGAGUCUCGAAGUACCGAAGCAAGUCAGGUCGGCCUCCUUCGACGAGAUCCAAUUGGAAGCUAAACGACAGGACGAUGCGAGGGACGGCAGAUCGACCAGGACCACGUCCUCCUCGUCGUCCUCGUGUUCACCGGCGAGGUCCCAAGAUUCGUCGCGUGGAAGACGAUCCGUGACGCUCAGGGUACCGCAACUGCACAGCGGCCAAAGGUCCAAGAGUUUCGACGUGGCUGAACGGAGCUAUGGAUCUUCCUCCAGUCAACAAUCUCUUGGCAGCGUUCGACGUCCGGAGACACCGACGAUUCAAAUCUCUGGAUGUUACCACUGUAUCUGCGUGGAAGAGUAUAAGAAUCUUUAUCUUAGUAGAGACGAGGAUGAUCCAUCGUCGAGAGAAGAUCUCGAUGACGACGCAGAUGCAGACGACACUUCGGAGGACGAAGACUCUGAAUUAGUGGAUAAGGGCGAAGCUAGUCCAGAAAUUAGAGUCACGUUGACAACGUUUACCGAGAAAGAGCCAGAUGUUGCCGAUGUGGUGUCCGAAACGGUGCCAACUCCUACCGCCGUCCCUGAGGUCGUCCCUAAGGUGGUGCAAGAUGAAAUGUCCGAUAUCAGCGAGCUCAGAGGCGGUCUAUUUCCGGGCAGGGAACGUAGGAGGUCGAUCUCCUCUCCGAAACUUGCUCGACAAGAAGCCCUAACGUCGUACCCUCUGGAGCUUCCGACGGUGGUUAGCUCGACCGAGGAUGAGGAAGAAUCGACCCACGAUCUUGGCUCGAACAAGUGCAAGUUCGUCGUCAGAGAUAUCUUUUUGACCGUUCCGGAGUUGAAAAGGGAUCGCGCCGCAUCCGUGGACUCCUGCUUCAAUAACAAGAAUGGACAUGGCGAGGAUGCCGAUACGUUGACCGUUCCUCAGCAAAAUAUACGAUCGAAGAGCGUCGAUAUCGUUCUGCCUACCGAGGCGCAGACGAGGUACACGGCUCUGCUGCCUGACACCGAGGCUCGACCUCCAAGAGGAGGGAGAGAAGAGGGUGGAACGAGUGGCGGUCACCGUGAACCCCGAUCAACACCCGAUUGGGGUCCCGGUGCACUUAAUGGAGAACAUCUUUGGGUACCAACGUCAGCUUCCGGUGACUUCUGUUACGUCAAUGACUGUUCGAAACACGGGCCCCGGAUGAAAUGUGCAGCCUGCAGAGUGGUAGCCCACGCUGUGUGCGCGGUGAGUCUGAACUUCGCCUGCAAAUCUAGCUUCCGGGAUGUCGGGGUCCGCCAGUAUCGGGAACAGACGAACACUCACCACCACUGGGUACACCGACGAUCACAGAAGGGGAAAUGCGCAAAUUGCGGCAAGUCGUUCCAAUCGAAGCUGAGCUUCACCUCGAAGGAGAUUGUCGCGGUGAGCUGCAGUUGGUGCAAGCUAGCCUAUCACAACAAGGAAGCGUGCUUCAACGUUCAGAAGAUCGGAGAAAACUGCGAGUUAGGUAUUCACGCGUCUAUCGUAGUGCCGCCAUCCUGGAUCGUGAAGCUUCCCAGGAAGGGCAGUUUCAAGAGUAGCUUGAGAAAAUCGCCGAGAAAGAAGAAAUCUGGAAGCGGUGCUGGCACUGCGUCCAUCAGAAAGAAAUCGAAAGAAAAGGAUAAGGAUAAAGAGCAGGAUAAGGAUCAGGGGAUGUUAUGGGUGGUGAAACCUAUACCUACGCCAUCUGUGAAACCGGUGCUGGUUUUCAUUAACCCAAAAUCAGGCGGCAAUCAGGGAGCCAAGCUUUUACAGAAGUUCCAGUGGCUGCUGAAUCCGAGGCAAGUCUUCGAUCUGACCCAGGGUGGACCCAAGAUGGGGUUGGAAUUAUUCAAGACAGUUCCUAAUCUACGAGUUCUGGCGUGUGGCGGCGACGGUACGGUCGGUUGGGUAUUAUCGAUCCUGGAUCAGAUCGGCGCAUCUCCUCCACCAGCGGUGGGCGUGCUUCCUCUGGGAACCGGAAACGAUCUGGCCAGGGCAUUAGGAUGGGGCGGCGGUUACACCGACGAGCCAAUUGGGAAGAUUUUGACGAAUAUCGGAGAGAGCGAUACGACGUUGUUGGAUAGAUGGCAACUGGUAGUGGAGAGGAAUCCUGAUGCGCAAGGCGACGAUGAUAAUGGCAAAGGCAAAGAGAAUCUACCUCUGAACGUCGUUAAUAAUUACUUCUCUCUUGGUGUGGAUGCGCACAUUGCCCUUGAAUUUCACGAAGCUCGAGAGGCGCAUCCAGAAAGAUUUAAUUCGCGGCUACGAAACAAAAUGUUUUAUGGUCAAAUGGGUGGUAAGGAUCUCGUGCGACGAAAAUGGAAAGAUCUCUCAGAAUUCGUGACUUUGGACUGCGACGGCCAGGAUAUGACACCGAAGUUGAAGGAGCAUCGAGUUCACGCUAUAGUCUUCUUGAACAUCGCCUCGUACGGCGGCGGAACGCAUCCUUGGGGUGCUGCGAGUGGAACCAAAGAACCAUCAACGGAAGAUGGAAUGAUCGAGGUUGUUGGUUUAACGACGUACCAGCUUCCGCUUCUUCAAGCAGGUGGACACGGCACCUGUAUUGCUCAAUGUAGCACAGCUAAGCUGGUUACUACAAGGACCAUUCCAAUGCAGGUCGAUGGCGAGGCUUGUCGACUGCUGCCAUCCAUUAUAAACCUAAAACUGCUAAACAAAGCGACAAUGCUAGCGAAACGAAGGAACGCGAGCAAACCUCAGCAAGACGUCAAACUGGAGAGGUUAAAACUGCCGGUGAUGAAGAUCAAGAUGUUAGAUUACGAGAGGUAUCAUCACGAUAAAGAUAUGUUGAAGAAGGCCGCGACCACAUGGAUCGCAGAUCCACUUGAUCUCGACGCCACCACCGACCUAGAAUCACUGAGGAAGAUCCUGGCGAAAGACCAUAACAUGGACACUUGUUGCUUCCUCGACUCGUGUACCGCGGAACGAUUCUUUAGGAUUGAUAGAGCUCAAGAGCAACUCCAUUACGUGACUGAUGUAGCUGUCGAAGCGGUGUACGUUCUCGAGGAGAGUGCCUCCAAUCAGUCGAACGAGCCUGAUGGAACGAAGAUGUCUACGAGCCAGGAAUCGGCAACCGCUCAUCCGUCGCCAAGCGAAGAACGACCAACAAAAAAUGCAGCCAUGACAAACGAGAAGCCUAAAGAAGAGUCAAAGGCGCAGCCAGUUUCGGAACCACAGAACGCAACGCCUGAAACUGCAGUGCCUGAAAUUGCAGCGCCUGAAACUGCAGCGCCUGAAUCACCACCUAAAACUGCAACGCCUGAAUCACCACCUGAAACUGCAGCGCCUGAAUCACCACCUGAAACACCACUUGAAACAAAGAUACAGGACAAGGAUCAGGAUACUGCGAAAUCUCAUGAAUCGAUGAGUAAAGACGCGCCUCAAGAUGAAUCUCCAAAUGUGAAAAAGGAGGAAAAAAUAUCUGGAGACGCGAACAAGCAAAGCAGUUCCUCAAAAUCAAUCUCUGCCACGGUUGUCUCACAGUCACAAAAUCAAACACUACCUACCUUCAUUAGUCCACGAGAUAGACUUUUUGGCUUGAGUUCUGAGGUUCAUACGUUUCACACGAGUUUACUGGAGAAAGCUAGCGAUGGCAUUUUGAAAUCAGCGAAAAUCGGCGAUCUACAGGCUUUGAAAGAAUUUCACGAGAAAGGAUACUCUCUUCUAUCCAUCGACUCCUCUGGACAAACUGCUCUUCACCUAGCGUCAAGAUAUGGUCACAAGGAUAUUGUCAGAUAUCUUAUCGCUUGCGCACCAUCGAGUAUUCUCAAUAUGAUCGACAACGACAAAGGUCAAACCGCUCUGCACAAAGCGGCUCAAUAUAAACGUCGUUCCAUUUGCUGCAUGUUAGUGGCUGGCGGUGCUACUUUAAUCAUCAAGGAUCGACACGGCAACACACCUCGCGAUCUAGCCCUGCAAGCGGAGGACCGUGACCUCGCGGCGUAUUUAUGCAGUCAAGAGCAGUUCCAGCUGACAACAGAAGAAAUGGAGAACGCGCUCUGACCUCUGGCCGUAAUUGGUAGAGCCUGAGCUGAUCCUGAGUAAAAUUCUAUCUUCGAUGGAACAACCAGAGGGAGAGAUCCAGGCGAACGAACUACGAUCAUCAUCGACAUCGGUCAUCAACGAUACACGUUCGUUUUCCCUCUCUCUCUAUCUCUCUAUCUCUCUUUCUCUCUCUCUCUCUCUUUCUCUCUAUCUAUCUAUCUCUCUCUCUUUGUUUGCGUAAGUCGCAUGUGAUAAAUCGAUAUUUAUUCCAUCGACAGAUUAGCGAUGUCGACGCGUAAUUUACCAAGGUGCUCUCCAACCUUUCUCGUCGGAGCCUCGAGAUCCCUUUCUACGAACGUGUAAAUUAAUUACAUUCUGCAUAGAUGAACAAUACAUAGAUACAUACGUGUUACAUAUGUACAUGCGUACAUGUGUUGUAUAAAGAUUAGGAAACUUUUUCGAUCGAUUGCGAGCCUCUACAUGCAUACACGUAUAUAUUUUUAAAAUCGUACUCUCGUAUAGUUAAGAGAGGAAUCGUAUAAUAAUUUACGCAUAUUUCCUCUCGACUUACCAACGACGAAACCGCGCGAACAGAUUGUCCGCAAAUUAUUUCGAAGAUAGUCGCACGAAUGUCGAGGAAUAAUACACGCGUGUGUAGAAGAUUCAAGUGUAAUUAGGAAACUUUUUGCUCAUUCGCAACGUCGCUGUUGCGUGUAACGUAUCGGCGAGUUUUAAGGGUGUGGAACUUGACGGGGUACGACCCGAGAAAGAAACCGAAUUAGUGAGAGGCUAGGAUCAAAGGAAUAUGAUAAUUGGAAAAAUUAAAUCGAGUAGCUGAUGUAUUAUAAAGACUAAUCUUCAUCGUAUUCGUUUGUAUGAUUUUUUAUUUUAUAUUUUUCUACGUUCCAUUUUCUAGGUAUUACAAGUUGGCAAAGUAUAAAUAAACUAUAUUUAUCAAUUUAGCUCUGUCGUUCCGCGUAGACGCGAUUUUUACAAUUUUUCGCCUCCGCGUUUUUAUCGCGAACGCUGUCGCCUUCUUUCAAACGCGGAGGACGCGUAGUUUCUAGGGAUUAGCGUUCACAGAGUUGGACAGAAAUUUUCGUUCCAAUUGAAAUUAGAAUUAUUCGUUCGAUCAUAGUGAUCGUUAGGAUCGUUGAUCCACGGUAGAAUUCUCUUUGUUGUUUGUUGAAAUUUUUCAGAACACAUUGUUAUCCUUGUUGUGCCCUCAUAAAUUUUUCUUUCUGUUAUUACUCGAUCGAUCGUUCGAGCUGUACGAGCCUACAUUCGAAGAAACGUUUUUGAUAAUCGUGAUCGACAAGCGAAAUAUUUACCGUGACGGUUAUUUAUUGAAUUUCGUCAAGAAGGAAAGAAGUUCUAUCCGACUCUGCUGGUAUACAAACGUUUACUUAAACUAUCUUGUUAAAUUAUUCUCUUCGCUUGUUCUAGGAUACCUCGUCACACCGGGUAUACAUAUCUUUUUCUAUUUAAAGAAACAAGUCUCGCGUUAAUAUACAUAUUAUAUAUAUAUACAUACAUAUAUAUACAUACAUAUAUUUUCUACGUACGUUAAAAUACUGAUAUAAUAUUUAUUGUUCUUAAGAUACAGAGGUUUCUUCACGAUGCUGUUUUUUCUUGUCAUUCGAACAUUUGUCGAAUUUCUUGGCACUGCUUGGACACACACACACAUACACACACACGUAAACACAUGCGUACAUACAAUUACACACACGAUUUCAAGAAAAAAUGGAACUACUGAGAGAAGGGAAGUAUGCAUGGAUUUAAUAGAAAAAUCUAUGAAAAGUAUUUUGCAAGUUGGAUAAUACAAUCUACUUUGAAAAGCUUCAUACGUGGGAUUAGCGUGAUAUAAUCGAUUUAACGUAUUUGCGUGAUCACGUGAAAUUUAAUCGACAUAUCUUCUAGCGUUAUAUAUGAUAUCGAGAUACAAUCAGGAGUUUCGUGAUGGAAAACACCGAUUCAAACGAAAUUGCGCCAGUCAGUCGAUGAACCAACAAAGUCUUAAAUCGCAGUUUCAUAUGGAAUCCAUAACAGAGGUGGUACCUUCGUUAAAAUUUAAGAAUAGAAAAGUUGUCUUGGGAUAAAGUGAUACAAUUGUAAGCAUCGAUCGCAGAAUAACUUUCUAACAUCUCUUCCACGCCAACACAAGUAUUCUUUUAUCCUUCCAAUAUACGUGUAUGUUAUUCCAUUAGAAACAACUAAUUGAAUAUUUCAAUCCUCUGCAAGCUCUUUGAUACGCAGCUUCAGGGUAUAUUUCGAUGUAAUUACACAAUAACAUUUAAUUCUCUUCAGGCGCAUUAAAAUCAGCUUUCCCUACGAAUUUUUAUUGAAUUCACGUGCUUGGAGCAUGAGAACGCGAUUUAAGGAUUCCAUUAUUGACAAGAGAUCCAUUGUAUCGCGCCUAUCCAUAAAAAUGAUCGGAAGUAACGAAGUCUUCGAGAAACGUAGCCAAGCAGCGACGUUCACCCAUUUGAGCGAUAUUAAAAUCGAUUGAGAAACGAGAACAAGCAGAGGUCGGAUAAAAAUGAUAGGGGGAAUAAUGAUAAACGAAUGGAUAAGCGAUCGAGGAGAAGAAUUAUCAUAACUCGGUACCAAAAUGAAAAAAGGGAUCAACGUACGAACACCAAUUAGCUCUUAAAAAGACGGUCUAUCGUCGCUUAUUAUAUUAUACUAUUACUAGACUACUCUAAUUUUAUUGUCGAAUUAUAUCGUAUAACGUAUACAUAUGGUACUCGUUCGUUCCUACGGACACGCGAGAUCGUUUUCUUCAAUACGAUGGAGUUACGAUAAUAUACCUUUAGACGUCUACGAGGUAAGUUAUCCAUGUUGGACACCCGCGAACGCGUUCACGAAUGUUUAAUAUCAAAUACUCUCUUUUUCUCUCUCUCUUUCUUUGUCUCUCUCUACUCAAUUCGCUAUAGCAUUAAGUAUUUAAAUAACCACUUCGAAAUGUAUCGUAGAUGAUAAUAAUUUCUUGUUUCAUGCGUGUUUCGUGUGUAUCUGUUUCUCGCGCUCUCAUCAGGAAGAGCCAUCUUUCAUCUUCCAGUUCUAUCGGCCCGCAUAUAUUUUUAUCGUUAGACGAAUGAUCCAAGGAAUUCCUACGAGAAACGAUCUUCAAACGUUUCAACGAUUUCAUGAUCUAGCAGCGUUGUAGUGAUUCGCGAGAGGAACUCGAUAUUACAAAUUAACAAUGAACGUUAGAUCGAUGUGCAACGAUUUAUAUGAAUCGUCCACGCAUCGAUUCGUCUGAAUUUUUUCGCUUCGUAUCCAGCUUCGACUCUAGUCGCGUUAAGAAGCGUGAAAAAUACGAGUACGUAGGAUGUACAGUAGGUUGGGUGAAAUAGAUGGAGAGAAAUCGUAUUCGCGCGUGUCCGCUCCACGUUUGUCUCUUAUCCUCUGUAAUUAAACUGAUAUUUUUAAGUGAUCGAGUUAGAGACCGAGAUUAGAAAAGUUCCGCGGCGAGGAAUCGCACGUGCGUAUACGGCCGCAUAUCAAAUAAAUUAAUUGUAAGUAUAUCAGUAGAGAGUGCUGGUAUAUUCAAUAUAGCGAUGGUGAAUCGAUUCUAGAAAUGCCUUCGAGCGUAAGAUACGUUGUUCUGAUUAUUUUUUAUAUGUAGCGUAAUCACGAUGCCUUUGUAACUCUAUCCCGGUUAAAUGUACGUCGUUCAUCGAACGGACGAUCGAUUUUCCAUUGUAUUUAAUGCCCCUAUUAUUUAACGAGAACAAACCUGAGGUCUUACGUUCGAUGAACGUCGCAACGAUUUAGAGAAGCACGAAGAAAGAAGAAGCCAGAACAGUACGCUGAAAUAUAGCUAUAAACAUUGGUUGAACGUUUUAUUCGAUUGAGAGAAGCUUCGCGUCGCUUAUUUAAAUUAAGCCGAACGGACGGAAAUGUUUUAAUUUAAAUGAUAUUGAAAUUUUCCAAGUUCUCAAUGAAACAUUCGUUAACUCCAACGUUAUUUGAAUUUCAUUAAAAAUUUCAAUUAAACUUGCGUUCAGAGUAUAAAAGAUCCUCCCUCGUUUUGUUUUUCGUUUCCAUUCCGGCGUUUAUGUUCCGUUAUCCUCGGUUCAAGUUAUCGUAGAACAGCCAUCGUUUUCUUUCAGUUUCGUCGAACCGUCACGUCGUCAUCUACGUUAACGUACAUCGUGAUUAUAGCCACCUGUGUAAAAUUUCGAUUCGAUGAGCGAACGUUUCUUUUUAGGAAUCGAUCCACAAGUAAGAUUGUUCUUGCGAUCGUUCUAUCGUUUCUCGCCUCGCGAAGAUCCUUCGGUGAUGCGUGAUAUCGCGCGUCGAAACAUGUAAAUCGUUAAAUCGAACGAUAAGAUUUAAAUACUUACGAAUCGUGUUAAAUCGUCGUGUUAUUAAAUACGAAAGUUAUAAGAAAAGAUUUGUUCUUUCAUUUUGUUUUUUCUUUUUUCUUCUUAUCUCAUCUAUCGUCUAAUAGGAUCGUGAUGCAUUCGAAUCGUUUCAAUUACUCGGAGAUUUCGAUGCGCGUUUCUAUAAUUUCCUUACCAAUCGAGUUUAGGCACCGGUUAUAAUAUCCGAAUUUUGCACUUUUUAAAUCGUAAAUCACGUUCGUGUAGAUGUUUCAAAGAAUAUUUUCCUAGAUUCUAAGAUCUGUACAGAAACUAUAACGAAGAAAUAACGAAGGUUACGAUAAAUAAAUGCUCGAUGAUGAUGUGAUCGAUCAAUGGAGCGAAAUAGUUAACGAAGGAUGAAUGAACAACGUUAUUAAUGUUAAAGUUGAAUUUCAUUAUUAGCUAACGGAAGUUGCGAGUUUAUUUUAAGGGAUCAUUGUUGGAACAUUGUACGGUUAAAGGUUUUCUUUCAAAUACCUGGGGAAUAAUGUUUAUUCGAGAUUACUAUAGAAAAUAGAGAUAAAAUAGGAAUAAUUUUAAUCGUAGAAUAAUACAAUAUUAUUCUUAACUCUUGACGGAUAUGGAAACAGACACGUACGUGUAAAUACUUCGAAUAGAAGAUAUUUCAAUUUCAUGCCAUUUCGAUCGAUCGAUAAUUCCGAUAUAGCGAUAACAAUUGUCUCGAUAAAAAUUUAGUUCUUCCGGAGAAUAUAUCCGCUUCGAUGAAAGGGAGAAGAAUCUGUUUUACGCGUUAUCCAAUAUCUUUUCGAAUCCUGUACAUAUCUCGCACGCGUAUGUAUAUUGAAAUUUCAAAUAGUCACAAUUUAACAUAUUGAAUAGAAGAAAAAGGAAAAAGAAAAAAAGAAACGAUCGACUAUAUCUGUGGAAAUGUUCGACAUUUUUGUCCGUGACAUUUUAUUCUCGUAACGUAACGUAACGUAACGUCAGUAGUCGAUUUAUUCGUACGUGCGUAUAUAAAUGUAUUUUUACUGAGAUUAUCACGAUUAAUCGAUGGUCACGAGGCAAACACGUAUUAAAGUUUUCACAGACGAAUUCAAAUUUUCUAAUCUCCUGCGAGCUUCGUUGUAAGCAAGGCGACGUUUUAAAUGGUUUUCCAUUGCUUCCCAAAUUUUUGAACCAUUUCUCUUCGAACGUAACAGAACGAUUCGAGAUUCCCUUUGAACUUUCUCGUGUUAAUCUUACGCUUUAACCUUCGUCAACGUCCAAUAAAGCGCGACUCCUGUUCUCCCUUUCUUUUCCCUUUUGUAUUUGUCAUUUUCUUCUUUUCUAAAGCGAUGAUCAAUAGAGAACCGUUCUAUCGUGAAAAUUCAUUGCGUCACGGUGUUUCUUAGAAAUUCAACAUUCCGGAACAAAUGAAAGCGAAAGCGUCAACAUAGAUUGAAGCACGCUGUUAGUCGAACAACAUUUAGCUUUGAAAUUUUAAUGCCAAAGAAGGCAUUAUAAUAUUCGAGAAGCAUGGAAAUGUCAGUGGAUAUUAAUGUUUUUAUUCGAUGCAUUUUGAAGCGAGAGCUUUGAGAAUAAUAGCGCGUCUAUGGCGAUCGACGGUAAAUAUUUUAUUAAACGAUUCCUGAAGAUAUACAGGGUGAUUUACCUGAUACGGCGACUCGAAUUUAUUCUACGCUAUUCCUUAUACAAAAAUGCAUAUGGCACGAAGAUCGCAUAAUUUCAAGAAGUAAAAGCACGUUAUAAGAAUUAUUUUUUUUUUCGUCUACGAUAAUCAUACAAGGUUUUGAAGAUCUAUAUCUUUGCGGUUAUUAAAAGAGUAUUAAAAUUUGAAUAAAAAUUGUAUGCGUUAAAUACGACAUAGACUCUCCUUUUUUUUCGUUUAUUCGUUGUUUAAUUUUUCUACUUCGAUCAUCGUCGCGUGAUGAUAAAAUUAUGUUAUGACGUAGUUUGCAUUAUAUGAUAAACAAUUCCAAGUUUAUAUCAUACUUUUGCUUCCAAAGAGUUUAUUGAUAUUCUAAAUUUAGUUAGAAUACUAAUGAAUACAUUCUGCGACCUCCAAUGAAAACCAAAAAUAAAACUUACAUCCAGUAGACAAAAAUAAAGCUUAUAUCGAACAAGUAAAAAUAUUCUUCCACUUAUUUCUUCAGUAAGAUGUGCAUAAAAGAUCGAGGCGUCAAGAAAUCGAAUCUAACUAUAUUAUAGGUAUUACGACUGGAUAUUUUAAUUUGGAAUUUCAGCUUUAUUUCCAAGCUCCGUACUAUGAAUUUUCUCAUAGCAUGAAACAUAUUGAUCUUGCUCACAGUCGCUGACAAGAAUCUCGAGAAACACUGUAACGUGACGAUUAAACUUCAUCAUCGAGUAUAAUUUCUCCAGUAUAUUUCUACAAUGUGUAUAAAAAUACGAAGAAACGUUAAUGCUUAUAUCGAAUUUCACGAGAUUUAUAUUAUCGUACAUGAUUUGUUAUGGAAAUAAGGAGGUUGUAGGAGGAGGAGGGGGUAAUGUUGGCAAAAGAUCAAGUGGUUCCAUCAUUCUUCCAGAAGGACGAAUGUAAAAUAAUUUCAUUUUCUGCUUUUUAGCAGAAUUGCUCUUAUUCGAACUUUAUUCUUUUGUUUGGAUAAUUGGAGCAAUAAAUAAAUAAAUAAUAAACAGUUCGAACAUUACGUUCGAACUUCGCAAAAACGUCAUAAGUAAAUUCAGGUGUAUUUGAAUUAAAAUAUUCCAAAUUUAAAUUCUUUGGUGCGAAGUAAUUAUCGAAUAAUAAUAUUUUCAACUUUUCUGUAUUGCAUUGUCUUUCAGCGAAUUUUGAUCUGCGAACGAAUUAUGAUAAUAAGAAUUUAACUUCCCCUGCUGCUUAGAUUUAAAUUUACUGCUUACAAUUGAAAAUUAUGUUAAAUUCAUUCCAGAUUUCAGACAUUGAAAAUGCCAUCAGACUGAUUGUCCAAGCGAAUCUCCCAAAGGAAAAAUACCGCCGAUAUUGUUGCAAAAGGAAAGAAAGAAAACGUCUCUGUCGAUGUAUCGCUUCUCAAGGGAACCUGUUACUUUGAUUUCUCAAAAUAAAACCCCUGUAAAUUUAAUCUCCUUAUUUUUUAUAACAGAUCGCGUAUUUGUAAUACACAUACGAACUAUCAAGUCAACUAACGAGUAAUACGAGUGUUUAAACAAAAAUCGCGUAUUAAAAGAGGAGUCGUGAAGAAGGAUAUCGGAGAAUGUUAAGAAUAUUGAAAGAACAGUCUACGGACAAAUAAAAAUUUAUCUAGAAAUAAAGGAGCAAGUAUCAAUAACUGAAAUAAUUACUUUAUAUGUAACUUUGUUAAACGACGAAAAUACUCGUAUUGCUCGUGGAACGGUCUUAAACGAUUACUUAACGAAGAGAUGAAAAAGUCAAUGCCUUUUGAGGUUCGCGACUGUGUAUCGAGUUUAAGGGAGAACCGGAACGAAGAAGAUAAUGAGAAACGAGAGACGUUCCCGAAAGUUCGAAAGUUUCCUUCAGAUCAAAUUGACUUAUCGGUAUAGAUAAAUAUUUUCACUGAUUUCCUCUCGGAAAGUAAUUUCCUUUUCGUCGUCGAUCAUAAAACCGUGUGCCUAUCACUCGGUUUUAGUAUUAUUAUUCGUUAGGGGAAUAAUCGUUCUCGUAAUCGCACCAAUUACCACGCCCGCGAUUAGAUUGAAAUCGCGACAGGCAAAGCUUUCACGCGAGAUCGAUCAUCAGAACCGUGAAGAAGGACAUUGAAGAAGCCAUUAUUACUAGUUAAUGCAUAUGAAAUGUCGUUUCUCCGGAGUUUCAAUUUGAUAGGCAAUGGACCAGCCAUGAAAUUUCCUCCUAUCGUCAAUUAUUCGAUUUCAGCGUCAAAGGAAGAAGAAAUUUCCCAUGAAUCGCGUUAGAAAUAUUUCGAAUAAAAAUAUCCAAAUUAUGUUUCGCGCGAUUCUCUUACAUCAGUUUUCGAGAAGAUGUUCUAAAAGUGAAUAUAAACGAAACUUGGCAUUUGUAGAGGGUUAAAAAGACAUUCUUUACGUAUGUUUCGAUCUUUUAACAUACAAAUUAUCUUAAAGGAAGUUGUAACAACGCCAAUUCAAGAAUCUCUGAAUGUUAGUACUAGCAAUUCUUAUCAAUUCCGAACAAUCAAGUUAAUCGAGAAGGUGCAUUGUAUCGUACGAGAAUUACUUUCGUCGAAUAUAUGACGUUUCGAACAAACUACGUGUCUUCAAAAUGUAAUUGGAGAAAGUGACGUUCCGUAUGCAUCAACCGAAACGAAUAAUUCCGCGUAAUGAACGAAUCGCGAACGUAUCACGAGUAGAGCAACUAGAGGAACGAGAUUGGCAAAAAGGUGAAUAAACACGAAGAAUAAAAAGAAAAAAAGGAACAAAAAAAAAAAAGAAAAAUAGAGAAUGUGAGAUGAUAAUCGGAGAGUGUGUGCGAGAGUAUGAGCGUGUAAAAAUGGCGCGGAAUUUCCCAAAGAGGAAAAAGAAACACAGUAUUGCCUUUCUCAGGGACGCGGCCUUGGCCCGUGAAUUUCAUUUUAAGUUCUUAGAGCAAUAAAUCGGCGACAAUCACGGCGUUUCGGGCCGAGUUCGCGUCGCUGAAACAUCUUCUCGUCUGUCCCGUGUGCGCGUUUCCACUUCUGUCCUCUACGCUUAGAACGACGACGACGACGAAACCACGCUGAGCCGCGAUUCAUGUGAAUACUUAACUAAUUUCGCGCGCUCGACUUAAUACAACAGUGCCUGCUCAACUGUCGCAGGUGAGGAACUGAAGAAAUCGUGUUGUCGUGAAGUUGUGUAGAGGAAAUAAAUAUAUAUACAUAUAUAUGUAUAUAUAUAUAUAUGUAAUGGUGUAAUAUUUUGGAAAUCAGGCGAUCGAUUCGUGAAAACUUUAAAUUUUAUCGAAUUUACAUAUUUAUAUUUUAAAAAUUGUUAGUUGUUAUUUCUGGGUUUUUCUUUUAAGUGACUUCUUACUAUUUCAUUCUACCGAACGGUGAGUGAAAUUGGAAACGCGAGUGAAAUGGAGGAAAAGUUAUCAAUUCGAACAGCCGUGUUACGAUAUGUGGCAUAAAUCUGCACGAAACUCUUGGAAUAUCUGUUUUUAACAAAAAUUUAGUAUCUCACGUAGAAUGUGAACUUAUAGUUUCACGCGUGUUUUAAGUAAUAUACCAAUACACCAAUAGAUUGUCGAUCUUUAUGUAAAUUCAUAUUUCUAUGAAUAUAAGUAAAAAAAUGGAACAUAGAAAAUUGUUCUACUUAUACUUAUCAGGUAUUACAGAGGUAUUACUGUAUUUUGAAUAUUUUACAUAUUUUCGAAUGUUACGUGUAUUCGGUGUAAGGCAUUUGUGCAGUCAUAAAUUCUCAUAAAUGCAUACAAAUUUUAACGUAUUUAAAUAUUAAAUUGAACGAUAUUGUUCCAUAUUUCUUGAUAGUUAUUUAAUUCUUACGAAUUUUGAAUCAAAUGUGACAACUGUCCUAAGACUUUUGAGCGGUGGUGUAGGUGCAGGUAUUUGAAUUUUGACGAAUUAGAGGUUCACUUAUUUAUUACGUAUUUGUUCACACACAAAGGUUGUAAUAGAUUAUUAAGAUAAAAUAUGACGUAAUUUAUUUCCGUAAUAGUGUUUCCUUUAUUAUUAUUGUGCUAUUAUUUUAGAAUUAUUUACGUCUUUGUUAUAGCAUUAUUAUUUAUAUUUAUAUUCUUAUUUCCUUAUUAUUUGUCGUAUUAUCGACACGAGAAUUACCAAAUCUGCCAAAAUGAGAUGUUUCGAAAAAUUAUUGUUUGCUGAAACUAUGCAAAUGUUUUUAUCAAAAUUAUAUACAAUGUUAGCUUUUAUCAAGGUAAAAGUAUAAUCAUAUAUAUUUAUUUAUUUUCAACACACGCGGCGAAUAUAAUUAUUUACCAUGGCACAUUACAAAUCGGUAGUUUUAAUAUUAAUUAAUAUUAAUAGCGUUAAUGUACGUUACGUUACGCGUAAAAUUCUAUUAAUUCACUCUGAAUUAAUCCCACAAUCAUCAGGUAUCCAUGUCGAUACGAACGAGAAGAUUGCUAAAUUCUUACUAAAAUUUCCCCACGGUCUGUAAUUUUAUUCAAAGCAAUAUUAAUGGAAGUACGAUGCAUAGGAUGUCUAUGCACCUUGACAUGCGGCAGUUAAACAGGCUUCGAUGUAUUUCCGGUCCACGCUCGCAAUGCCUCGUCGACUAUUGGUGGCGUCAGGAUCGAUGCAUACAAGUGGGUUUUGUCGCGUGGAUAUUUCUUUUCGCGUGCGUAUUUUUCUUUUCGCGUGAGCGAAACUUGCGUUUCAGAAAUAGAAAAAGGCGCAACGGUGUAAUCUCACGACGCGACGGUCAAUUUUCGCCUGUUGCGAAUUCUCGCGUGUCGCUGAUGCAUUCGCGAGCAUUGCGACAUUUAGCUGAAGAUAAAACUCACUCGUCCACAUCGGGCUUUAGUCGCGUGAAACUUCGUAUUUAACGCUUCGCUAACCCUUUCGUUGCUGCGGGUGAUUAUAAUCAUCCAACAUCGAGCGCUUUCUAACAAAGGUGACUAUAGUUACUCGUAAAAAUGUCGUAUUAGUCGUUAACUACAAUUAAUAAAGGAAAUUUCAUAUUUUAGUUGUACUAUAAUUAUUUGAUACAGUUGUAAAUAAUGUUUGACGUAAUACGGUUGACCAUUAACGAUGAUUAUAGUCAUCCGUUAAAAUUUCGGAUUAUUAUAGUCACCGGAUAAUAAUACCAAUUGUAUUUCGUUAACGACCGUGACUGAACACAUCAUAGUUUGAUAUUUCUGGUUAAUACAUUCACUGUUAUUGACGCUCAUGUUGCGCUCAUUCAAAUAUUUGAGUAAUCUUGCUGACGCAACCACUGACAGAAUAAUUUAUUUAGGCAGACAAACAGAGCGGUGGCCAGCGUAACGAAACGAAAGAUUAUUGCUUGAAACGAAGACAUUUGCUAUGAGAGAAAAAUCCAAUUCGAGGAAUAGGUCGUUGCAUUUUAGCAGCAGUGAAUAUUUCAAGCGAAAUUUUCCUCUAGAAUUGUGCAAUUUUUGUAUUUUGUUAUAUUACUUUGAUAUACACUACGAGUCAAAGGUUUGAGAUUAUUAUGUGUUUCAUAGAGUCUAAGAACUUUUAACAAUAUUAGUUUAGAAUAGUUUUUAAUAAUAAAUCUGUCGUAUCUGCUUUAUUUUUACAUUAAUUUCGAAUAAAUAACAGAAUUAGAAAAUAUUAACUAAUUUCAAAUUUUUGCCCGAUAAUGUAUAUCAUACAGUGUGUUUUAAUAUUUUCCGUAAUGGAUUAAAUAAUUUAUAGAAUUUAAUUAUUCUGACGCGUAUUUCUUUAGAAUUCGUUAUGCAUUAUGUAAUACGUUGACUGCUGCCCGAUUGUCCUACUAUCUCAUUAAAAAACAAGUUUGUUUAAACGAACUACAGUUGCAUUUAAAAGACUGUAUAUAUUAAUACGUAUGAUAUUAAGGACGUUUAUUUAAUUUAAAUGCUUUAAUCAAUUCACGUUGAUGGCAGUCAACGUGUCAAUCUCAAAUGACUCGAAUAAAAGACAAAAUUUACAUUGUUAAUAAUUUAUAACGUGUAUAAGGUAUAGUUCCACUGUUAUACUAUCGUUGUACAAUAACGAACUAUCGUUUUAAUCGUUAAUUCCAUUCUAACGAAAGGGUUAAAGUGUGAAAUUCGUCGACAAUGACAAAAGAAAACUACCCCUUGGCUCUUUAACUAACGGAUUUGAUACAUAAAGCCGUAAUCUUUCUCUCAGAAAAUUAUGUGUGUGGAAUCCUUUCAGCAUUGGACGUUGUAUUAAUCUUGUCGAAUUUCGCUAAAUGAAUUCACGUUCUCUCGUUUUUCUCGCAACGAAAAUAAGCAAAUUUUACGCCUAUAUUUUUUACGAUAAUAGGUAUGUUAAUAAAGAUACGAUAAUAUAACAAUAACCAGUUACAUUUGGAUGUUUAUGCAUCUGUCAAAAAAUGUAGAAAAUGCACCUAAUAAUCCGCCAUAUAAAAAAUAUUCAAAUUAAUGAUAAAAGAUAUACAAAAAUAUGCAUUUUCUUAGAAUGCAAAUUUGCGUAAACAUCCACGGUUCGCGUGUUAAUUAAUAUUUAUAAAUCCAAUCGAGCGAAGCGACAUUACCACAGAGUAAUGACGUUACAAACAGCCUUUCCAACUUAUCACGCUUUCUUUGAAAACAUUCGACAGGCGCGUUCCUUGGCAAAAAUCAAUCGCGCGUAACACAGCGAACGAAACUGCAUUUCCGUCUGUCUGUCCGUCUAAUCUGUCGAAAUAGAAAGAAAAGAAAAAGCAAAAACACAGACAGAGAGAAGAAAAAAAGAAAAUAUAGAUUAGGAAGCGUGAACCGAUUCUGAAGCGAAUCGAAACGGAGCCAGGGGAAUGUUUAAUCGAUUCGCGCGACGAUUUUAGCCGGUAGGGUUAACCGUGCGCCUCUAAUUUAGACUGCAGCUGGUCUGUUUUGACUGCGGCAGAACGGGAAAACAAAAGGGGAACUGUUGUAGCUCGCCGUGCAUUGUGAACGUCGACCUAAAUACUACGAUUUUCCCCUCGGUAACGAGCCGAGCUUAGUCCGUUCGUAUUUCAUUGUCACGAAAGUUGUUGGGUGGUCUGUUCUAUUCCUAUAUUCUGUCCACGUCAAACGUGGCUGCUUGCCGAAGUUGUGAAAAUUCUUUCCGCUGGUACGAUCUACGCGGAAGAAUCGCUUAUUUUAAUUUAUCUAAUCGUCUAUGGCUGAUCAGAUGCUGGUCGAUCGUCGAGUGACGACUUAUUAACAGUCUCGCUGCUAUUGACGCGUACGUUGUGUUCCGUAAUUGGUAAGAUGGAUUCUGUGAAACCUUAGGAAUCGUUAUUUUUAACGUCGUAUUGUUAACCAACGUACAACUUAACCCAUUUGCGUCCAAGCGCAGAUUAAUCCGCGCGCUGCGACUGUCUUCUAUCACCAAGCGCGGAUUAUUACGCGCGCUGCGACUGCUUUCUUUUAUUUCCAUUUUAAUCUAAAUAAUUUUUACUUUUUCCUCUGUUAUAAAGAACGUAAGGUGCGAUGUUUGCGAAGUAACAUCGUCUACCAAUCGUUUUGAACAGUGAAUUUUCGAUAAACUCCAUGAAGAAUUCGGAUGUCAUUUACUGCACCUACGACCGACUGCGCGCGGUGAUAGGGACCAGUCCUCUCAAGUACAGCAUGAUGCAAAUGGGUUAAUAAUUAUCGGUUUACGCUAUCGUCGCAUAAGCCACAGGACGCUUAGAACUGGUACAGACGAAUGUUGGAAUUACAAAGUUAAAUCGACAUUCAAUUGUCAUCUCUGCGUGUACUUUUCGGAAAAUUGAAUUAUACCUGUUACGUUUUGGAGAUUUUAUUACAAAUUUAUUUUAUCGACGCGUAUGUAUAGGACAAAGAGAAGUCGCGUAACUUGUAGACGGAAGUGCAUAGAUAUACAAUCCACAGUAGCACGUUUUGUAAAUUUCUGACGAUUUUCGUCCACGUGCUAAAAUGAUCGUUACGCCAGUUAUGGGUUAAUGGUAAGUAAUAUCGCGACCACGAAUAUUACAUUUCUGCUUUGAUGUAUUUUGACAAAGUAACUUCGAAACAAGCAAUGGAUAUCGUAAUAGAACAAAUGUUAUUAAUAUAAAAUAAAGAAAUUUUUGAUGGGAAAGAAAAAGGGUAAAAUUGUACGUGCGGUGAUCACACGUCGUUAAUAGCAGUGAAUAUAUUAACUGGUUUGUGCCGAAUGUAUCGAAGACUUUUUUUUUUAUUUUUUUUUUUUUUUUUUGAGUAUUAAAGGAGGUUGUUUAAGUUUAACGAAAACUGUGAGUUUGGUAGAAUUGAAUUGAUUUAGAGGUAGAUACAUCUGCAUUUUUGUAAUCAUUGGGACAUCUAUGGACAAUUGAGAGGUUAUUGAAACGUAUUAAGAAUAAAUUAUUAUAUUUCAAUUCUCAGAGUGUAAAUUAUUUAUAUAUUCAAUACCGAGAUAAAAGUCUAAUUAAUUAUGUACAACAACAUCGAACGUUCUUCUCUCGUCUAUAUUCGUCAGGUCCCUCGAUUCUCUAUUUUAAUCAAUUCUAUCAUUCGUAUUAUUAAGUUUGCCACUGUAUUUGUGGAUAGACUUCUCAAAAUAUACUGUUUUAUUCGUCUCGAGAUCUUCUACGAUUUACAUCAAAUUAUAAUGAGAUUGACGCAUAUUUUCACAAAAUUUGUAUACGUUUUUCACCAUUGUUCUGUGCGAGUAGAAAAUUCUGAUCGAUGAAUAAGUAAACGUUCCCAUAUACAUAAAUGUCCUAUGAACAGGAGUGUACAUAUAAUAACAAUUAGAUUUCUUGCGUUUAUUAAGUAUUAUUACAUAUAGCUUCUGAUUUCUAUAAUUAUGACGAUAAGCUCUAUACGGGUGAUGAACAAGUUUGUAAAGUAUGUUUGUACGAAGUUGGAGGAUCGAAUCACAACUUUGUCAAGUAAAAGUGUUUGGCAAUAGACAGCGUUUCGAACCAACGUGAUUACAGGAACGAUCGUGUAAUUUGCAAUGACUUCUUUAAUUGCUGCUCGCUAUUUUCUGAGUCUAUGUAACUCGUACGAGUAACUUCUCAUUAGAAGGAUGUAUCAAGUGAUUACUUUAUAAGUAAUAAAAAGAUUUCUGAUUCUCGAA